UUCCUCAGCUACUACUGUUAAAGCGAUUCUCUCUCACUAAAACCCUCGAACACAUCGCCUCUUAUCUCUCUCUCUCUCUCUCUCUCUCUCUCUCUAGAUCUACUCACUCACUCGCUAUGGCUACUAUCACCGUCGUUAAGGCUAGGCAGAUCUUUGACAGCCGUGGUAAUCCCACCGUUGAGGUCGAUAUCCACACAUCCACUGGUGUCAAGGUUACAGCAGCUGUUCCGAGUGGAGCUUCCACUGGAAUCUACGAGGCUCUUGAGCUUAGGGAUGGAGGAUCAGACUACCUUGGAAAGGGUGUCUCUAAGGCUGUUGGCAACGUGAACAACAUCAUUGGCCCAGCACUUAUUGGAAAGGACCCAACUCAGCAGACAGCUAUUGACAACUUCAUGGUCCAUGAGCUUGAUGGAACCCAAAACGAGUGGGGUUGGUGCAAACAAAAGCUUGGAGCCAAUGCUAUUCUAGCUGUGUCUCUUGCUGUCUGCAAAGCCGGGGCUGUUGUCAACGGCAUUCCUCUCUACAAGCACAUUGCCAAUCUUGCUGGAAACCCAAAGAUUGUCCUUCCAGUUCCUGCCUUCAACGUCAUCAAUGGUGGAUCCCAUGCCGGAAACAAGCUUGCUAUGCAGGAGUUUAUGAUCUUACCUGUUGGAGCUUCUUCCUUCACGGAAGCCAUGAAAAUGGGUGUGGAAGUUUACCACCACUUGAAGUCUGUGAUUAAGAAGAAGUACGGCCAGGAUGCCACCAAUGUUGGUGAUGAAGGUGGCUUUGCACCAAACAUUCAGGAGAACAAGGAAGGUCUUGAAUUGCUCAAGACUGCUAUUGAGAAGGCUGGCUACACUGGCAAGGUUGUCAUUGGAAUGGACGUUGCUGCUUCAGAGUUCUACUCAUCUGACAAGACCUAUGACUUGAACUUCAAAGAAGAGAACAACAAUGGCUCUCAGAAGAUUUCUGGAGAUGCUCUCAAGGACCUGUACAAGUCCUUUGUUGCUGAGUACCCAAUUGUGUCCAUUGAGGACCCAUUUGACCAAGAUGACUGGGAACACUACGCUAAGAUGACCACCGAGUGUGGAAAAGAGGUCCAGAUUGUCGGUGAUGAUUUGUUGGUCACCAACCCCAAGAGAGUUGCAAAGGCAAUUGCCGAGAAGUCUUGCAAUGCUCUUCUUUUGAAGGUUAACCAAAUCGGAUCUGUAACCGAGAGUAUUGAGGCAGUUAGGAUGUCGAAGAAGGCAGGAUGGGGAGUGAUGACCAGCCACAGAAGUGGUGAAACCGAGGACACCUUCAUUGCUGAUUUAGCCGUUGGGUUGUCUACUGGACAAAUCAAGACUGGUGCUCCUUGCAGAUCUGAGCGUCUUGCCAAGUACAACCAGCUUUUACGUAUCGAGGAGGAGUUGGGAUCUGAGGCAAUCUACGCUGGAGUCAACUUCCGCACACCAGUGGAACCCUACUAAGUGAAGCUUUUAGAAGCAAAGUUGGUCUUCCGUUGGCGAGGAGAAGAUGACUUCCGAGUUUGAUCAUUUUGCUUAAUUAAAUAAAACGUUUGUUUUGUUUUUCUUUGUUGGGUUUUACGUUUUUUAUUCAUGAACCCUUUUUGUGGGGGAGAAAAGUUGUGUUCAUUUUUGUAAGGGGAAACAUGAGAGAGCUCUGCCUUUACGGAGGAUGGUAGCCCCUAUUUUACAAUCUAAUUUCGGCUUUACCCUUUAAUUUUCUC
This is a messenger RNA of Camelina sativa (false flax), 1711 nucleotides long. RefSeq names its product bifunctional enolase 2/transcriptional activator. Gene Ontology annotation, molecular function: magnesium ion binding; phosphopyruvate hydratase activity. Lineage: Eukaryota; Viridiplantae; Streptophyta; Magnoliopsida; Brassicales; Brassicaceae. The record is from RefSeq and is a predicted model, not a curated record. Gene Ontology annotation, cellular component: phosphopyruvate hydratase complex. Gene Ontology annotation, biological process: glycolytic process.